Molecule: messenger RNA, 949 nt
Organism: Penicillium brasilianum
Lineage: Eukaryota; Fungi; Ascomycota; Eurotiomycetes; Eurotiales; Aspergillaceae
Source: the annotation of a GenBank genome assembly
UCUUUAUCCACGCAUCAAUCUUCGACUGAGUCACUCUUACUACCAUUGAAAAUCAUAUUGCCUUCCUGUACACAUAGCACGCAAUCUGCGACCGAAUGGACAGCAUAGCCCUUUAUAGCGACAUCGGGCCUCCAUCCGACAUGUUCCCCACCUACGGGUGAUGCGCCCGGGGGACUUUUCCCUGGUCCGGAUAUCAGAUGCAGGAUUAUCACCGUACAGCGGGAACGCGCCCGUGGUGAAGAACUUAUAUAUAGGGGAAGAAUGCAAGGCUACAGUUUUGCGCAUAUUCCAGAUUUAUCUUUACUCACUAAAAACAUAGCAAGAUGUCCAGCAACCUCGUUCCUCUUACCGUCAUCAAGGGUGCUGGCCAUGAGUUCAUUCCCCUUCCACAGGGCGAGAAUGCUACAACGGCCGACUUCCACUCUGUCCGAACCAAGACCGAAUCCCCAGCGCACUUUACGUCGGGAUUUUACAAGAUCGAGGCUGGGCCUCAGAGACCCGCACACUAUACUUUCGAGGAGACCAAAUAUGUUCUGAGUGGUCAGAUCGACGUGUUGGACGAAGCCACAGGAAUCACUCAUCAUCUGGUUCCCGGUGAUUUUGCUUUCUUCCAUGUUGGAUCCAAGGUCAAGUUCUCGACCAAGUCUCAAGGUUUUGCCUUUUACGCUGUGACUCGACCGGUCCGAACCCCCCAUCCCAACCUUCAAGGUCGUGAGGAGGACAAGGCAAAGUUAUAAGAAUCAAAGGAGGCAAGAACCCCCAUGACUUUGCUAAAUCAAUCCAAUAGACAGCUAUAGAAGCUCGCUAGCAUACAUGCAUAAAAAUACAAUAACAAUUAGCGCCCUUUCAGAAAAUCGAAGGAAAUCUUCACCAUGCCUCCAUGACGCCAGCUGCCGCAAUCUCAUCCAUCAAUAAUAAUGCAUUAAGUGCAAGCUCUCGGGAUUCGCCG